Molecule: messenger RNA, 4545 nt
Organism: Pan troglodytes (chimpanzee)
Lineage: Eukaryota; Metazoa; Chordata; Mammalia; Primates; Hominidae
Gene: HERC4
Product: HECT and RLD domain containing E3 ubiquitin protein ligase 4
Exons: 28
Coding region: 743-4099 (1118 amino acids)
Biological process (GO): protein ubiquitination; ubiquitin-dependent protein catabolic process
Cellular component (GO): cytoplasm
Molecular function (GO): ubiquitin protein ligase activity
Source: RefSeq, a predicted model, not a curated record
GGGAGCAGCGGAGCAGCGGCACAGACGCCGGAGGUGCCCUGGUGAUCGUCGCCACUGGCUGACAGAGGAGGGUCCCAGGAGCCGGAGACGUGCUUCAGCGACCGCGCUGCCUUGCUCUCUGGGCAGGGGCCGCCCCCGUCACCUUGGGCUUCCCCUGCCCUUAAGGGCUUGGGCGAGUUGUGGCCCCAGCGGGUUCGGGGGCGUGUGACGGCGUUAGGGAGGGGCAGGCCGGGCUGGGCGGAUGCAGGCCGGCCCGGCAUAGGGCGCUUUCUCCGCGCUUCCUGGGGGUGAGGGGCGUGGGGCGAGGGCAGGGUUGUGGCUCCCUGGCCCCGGGGCUGGAAUGUCUCAUCUGCCUGGGGAUGGGCUUCUCUCAGGUUGAGGCCGCGCACUGCCAAGCCUCGGCCGCCGGCCUCUGAAGCUGUUGCGAGCGGCCGGUUGCGGUAGUCGUCUGCUUGGCCAGGAGGUUGGGUGUGUGCAGAUGAUUUCUCUUUCCCAGUCCCCAUGAGCUGAUCUGGGUGCACCUUCAGGGAAAGACGGGACUAAACUGCUUCUCAUUUCCCUACCUGUUGCUGGCGAGAGGACGCCUCUGUGUUUUAAAGAAAAGGGUGGUUAAACCUCGCGCGCUGAAGUCGGGAUAAGAACUCCAUUUUCUGUUGAUGUGGAGACAUAGGGUACCUCCAACUUUCCGGGGUUUCAGAAGAGAAUUUUUUAUUGAAACUGGAAGACCAAAAUAAUUACAAGCAUGUUGUGCUGGGGAAAUGCAUCCUUUGGACAGCUAGGUUUGGGUGGAAUUGAUGAAGAAAUUGUACUAGAGCCCAGAAAAAGUGACUUCUUUAUAAAUAAAAGGGUCCGAGAUGUAGGAUGUGGACUCAGACAUACUGUGUUUGUUCUGGAUGAUGGAACAGUGUACACAUGUGGAUGUAAUGAUCUAGGACAGCUAGGUCAUGAAAAAUCCAGAAAGAAACCAGAGCAGGUUGUUGCCCUGGAUGCCCAAAAUAUUGUAGCUGUUUCAUGUGGAGAAGCUCAUACGUUAGCGCUAAAUGACAAAGGCCAGGUGUAUGCUUGGGGUCUCGAUUCUGAUGGACAGCUUGGCCUGGUAGGAUCAGAGGAAUGCAUCAGAGUACCCAGCUGCUUCCCGAAAAUCAUGUGUGUCGACUCUCUGGUCAGAAUUUGCUCCGGACUCUCUUAUGGCAGAAUCAGGUCAGGUGACAGUAUCAGAAAUAUUAAAAGUUUGUCAGAUAUCCAGAUUGUACAGGUUGCUUGUGGUUACUAUCAUUCACUUGCACUUUCUAAAGCAAGUGAAGUCUUCUGUUGGGGACAGAAUAAAUAUGGCCAAUUGGGUUUAGGUACUGACUGUAAAAAGCAAACUUCACCGCAGCUGCUUAAGUCUUUGCUUGGAAUCCCUUUCAUGCAAGUUGCAGCAGGAGGAGCCCAUAGUUUUGUACUCACCCUUUCUGGAGCUAUCUUUGGAUGGGGACGCAACAAGUUUGGUCAGCUAGGUCUUAAUGAUGAAAAUGAUAGGUAUGUUCCUAAUUUACUAAAGUCACUAAGAUCUCAGAAAAUAGUUUAUAUUUGUUGUGGAGAAGAUCAUACUGCUGCUCUAACCAAGGAAGGUGGAGUGUUUACUUUUGGAGCUGGAGGGUAUGGUCAGUUGGGCCAUAAUUCUACCAGUCAUGAAAUAAACCCAAGGAAAGUUUUUGAACUUAUGGGAAGCAUUGUCACUCAGAUUGCUUGUGGACGGCAGCACACUUCUGCUUUUGUUCCUUCAUCAGGACGAAUUUACUCUUUUGGGCUUGGUGGUAAUGGGCAGCUGGGAACCGGUUCAACAAGCAACAGGAAAAGUCCCUUUACUGUAAAAGGAAAUUGGUACCCUUAUAAUGGGCAGUGUCUACCAGAUAUUGAGGCGAGGUCUUGCCAUGUUGUCCAGGCUGGUCUUGAGCUCCUGGGCUCAAGUGAUCCUCCUACCUUGGCUUCCCAAAGUGCUGGGAUUACAGAUUAUGAAGAAUAUUUCUGUGUAAAAAGAAUUUUCUCAGGGGGAGAUCAAAGCUUUUCACAUUACUCUAGUCCCCAGAACUGUGGGCCACCAGAUGACUUCAGAUGUCCCGAUCCGACAAAGCAGAUCUGGACAGUGAAUGAAGCUCUAAUUCAGAAAUGGCUGAGCUAUCCUUCUGGAAGGUUUCCUGUGGAGAUAGCCAAUGAGAUAGAUGGAACGUUUUCUUCCUCUGGUUGCCUAAAUGGAAGUUUUUUAGCUGUUAGCAAUGAUGAUCACUAUAGAACAGGUACCAGAUUUUCAGGGGUUGAUAUGAAUGCUGCUAGGCUUUUAUUCCACAAACUUAUACAACCUGAUCAUCCGCAGAUAUCUCAGCAGGUGGCAGCUAGUUUGGAAAAGAAUCUUAUUCCUAAACUGACUAGCUCCUUACCUGAUGUUGAAGCAUUGAGGUUUUAUCUUACUCUACCAGAAUGUCCCCUGAUGAGUGAUUCCAACAAUUUCACAACAAUAGCAAUUCCCUUUGGUACAGCUCUUGUGAACCUAGAAAAGGCACCACUGAAAGUACUUGAAAACUGGUGGUCAGUACUUGAACCUCCACUAUUCCUCAAGAUAGUAGAACUUUUUAAGGAAGUUGUGGUACAUCUUUUGAAACUCUACAAGAUCGGUAUUCCCCCUUCUGAAAGAAGAAUUUUCAACAGUUUUCUUCAUACUGCAUUAAAGGUUUUAGAAAUACUACAUAGGGUAAAUGAGAAAAUGGGACAGAUUAUACAGUAUGAUAAAUUUUAUAUACAUGAAGUACAAGAAUUGAUAGACAUAAGAAAUGAUUAUAUCAACUGGGUCCAACAGCAGGCCUAUGGAAUGGAUGUCAACCAUGGAUUAACUGAGUUGGCAGAUAUCCCUGUUACAAUCUGUACAUAUCCAUUUGUAUUUGAUGCCCAAGCAAAAACUACUCUGUUACAGACCGAUGCAGUCUUACAGAUGCAGAUGGCUAUUGAUCAGGCCCACAGGCAGAAUGUCUCCUCUCUUUUUCUCCCAGUGAUUGAAUCUGUGAAUCCCUGCUUAAUUCUAGUGGUGCGUAGAGAAAAUAUUGUAGGAGAUGCAAUGGAAGUCCUUAGGAAAACAAAGAACAUAGAUUACAAGAAGCCACUCAAGGUUAUAUUUGUUGGAGAAGAUGCUGUGGAUGCAGGAGGGGUGCGCAAAGAAUUUUUCUUGCUCAUCAUGAGGGAAUUAUUGGAUCCUAAAUACGGCAUGUUUAGGUAUUAUGAAGAUUCCAGGCUCAUUUGGUUUUCUGAUAAGACAUUUGAAGACAGUGAUUUGUUCCAUUUGAUUGGUGUUAUCUGUGGCUUAGCAAUUUAUAAUUUUACCAUUGUGGACCUCCAUUUUCCUUUGGCUUUAUAUAAGAAACUACUGAAAAAGAAGCCAUCCUUGGAUGAUUUGAAAGAACUAAUGCCUGAUGUUGGGAGAAGCAUGCAACAGUUACUGGAUUAUCCAGAAGAUGACAUAGAGGAAACAUUUUGUCUUAAUUUUACGAUCACAGUUGAAAACUUUGGUGCAACAGAAGUGAAAGAGCUGGUUCUAAAUGGUGCAGACACAGCUGUUAACAAACAAAAUCGGCAAGAGUUUGUUGAUGCUUAUGUGGAUUACAUAUUCAAUAAAUCAGUGGCUUCCUUAUUUGAUGCUUUUCAUGCGGGCUUUCAUAAGGUCUGUGGAGGAAAAGUCCUUCUGCUCUUUCAGCCUAAUGAACUACAAGCAAUGGUCAUUGGAAAUACAAAUUAUGAUUGGAAGGAACUGGAAAAGAAUACAGAAUACAAAGGGGAAUAUUGGGCAGAACAUCCUACGAUAAAAAUUUUUUGGGAAGUAUUUCACGAAUUACCAUUGGAAAAGAAGAAACAGUUUCUGUUAUUUUUGACAGGUAGUGAUCGCAUUCCUAUUCUUGGUAUGAAGAGUCUGAAACUAGUCAUCCAGUCCACAGGAGGUGGUGAGGAGUAUCUCCCAGUUUCCCAUACUUGUUUUAAUCUUCUGGAUCUUCCAAAAUAUAAAGAAAAAGAAACUCUACGCUCUAAACUGAUCCAAGCUAUUGAUCACAAUGAAGGCUUCAGUUUAAUAUAACUUUGGAGUUAUAGCUAUUCAGUUUAGUGCAAAAGCAUUAAACUAUUUGUGUUUUUCUUGUGGUGAUGAAUUCAGCAAGGUGACAGAGGUACUAUUAUAAUUCUUACUUGCAGAAUGUUCAAUCUACGAGUGUUCAUGGAAGCCAAAAAAUAUUAAAGGAAAAUGAACAAACUGUUAAUAUUAUUGUACAGAACCAUGGAUUUUUUUGACCAUCUUCUAAUAAACAUAGCAAGUAUUAUGAAUACAUUAAAGUUUUACUAACAUGAAUUUUAAGAGUUUGCAUAUUUCAGAAAUGAUCUGGUGUGAGUGCAUGGAAAUAUUGCUUAAUUUUUCUUCAAUCAUUGAGUGAAAAACCUUUAACUUUGGCCUGCAAUAGUCAUUUGAUUAUUUUUUCAUUUUGUAAAUAAUGUUAAGUUUUGUAAUAAAAUAGUUAUGUUCUGAUACCA